Molecule: messenger RNA, 741 nt
Organism: Salvia miltiorrhiza (redroot sage)
Lineage: Eukaryota; Viridiplantae; Streptophyta; Magnoliopsida; Lamiales; Lamiaceae
Product: NDR1/HIN1-like protein 26
Exons: 1
Coding region: 1-741 (246 amino acids)
Cellular component (GO): plasma membrane
Source: RefSeq, a predicted model, not a curated record
AUGGCUUCUCCCUCCGCCCCCGCCGCUGCCGCCCCUGCCGCCACAGACAGGGCGCCGCUCUCAGCAGUUUAUCUGCACCAGUUGUACCGAGAGCCCGAGCCUAAUCCUCAGCCCCAGCCCGAUCCCGAGCAGGGGCUGCAGUUCGUCCGCCGCGAGCUGCUCUUCUUCUGCACCAUCUUGAAGUGGUGCAUCCUCGCCUUCCUGUUCAUCGCCAGCUUCCUGGCGCUGAUGUGGAUGGUUUUCCACCCUACUUUCCCUCAGCUCAGCAUCGCCUCCGCCAUCCUGUCGCCCAUCGCCGUCACUUCCACCGCCGCCUCGGCCGACUGCAACAUUACCCUCGUCCUCACCAACCCCAACCGCCACCUCACAGCCUCCUACGAUCGCAUGGAGAUCUCCCUGCUCUACGCGUCUCAGCAGGUGACGCUCUCGCAGGUCCACCACCCACGGAUCGUGCAGCCUAAGCGCAGCCAGAUCACGCUCCAAACUAACCUCAGCUUCUCUGCCGUCAAUCUCACGAGCGGCGUGGUUAGCGCGAUGAAGGAGGAUUUGGAUCGCGGGAGUUUGGGGCUUAUGAUGAAGAUUUCAUCGGUGGUAAAGUAUAGGAACGGGAAAUGGAAAACCAAGUCCCGUUUCAUGAGGGCUUACUGUGGUGGUGUGAGUUUUGGUUUUACUUCGAGUAACAGGCCUGGCAUUUUCUUGAAUCCCUAUCAAGAAUGCGAGGUUUAUGUUUACUCCAAAUAA